GGCCAUCUAAAAACGCCACGUAUUAAUCGCGGAGAGACACGGAGGAAGUCCGAAACUCAAAGUCUCUGAAAUUAUUAAACUUUUAUCAGGCUUCAAGGCAAUUACUGUCUUGCGCUUUUCAUUUCUGGCUUCUGACCAUAGUAUUUAUUCGUAUAUUUUAUUGUUAUCAAGAAUUGUUUUUAUUGUACGUCGCGUGUAGAAACAGAGAAAGAGCUAGAGAAAAUAGAUGGCUGUACAUGAUUUUCUCAUCAAGCUUCUUUUGAUUGGUGACAGCGGUGUGGGCAAGAGUUGUUUGCUUCUGCGGUUUUCUGAUGGUUCUUUCACAACUAGUUUUAUUACCACUAUUGGCAUUGAUUUUAAGAUAAGAACCAUUGAACUUGAUGGCAAACGGAUUAAAUUGCAAAUCUGGGAUACAGCUGGUCAAGAGCGGUUUCGAACCAUCACAACAGCUUACUACCGUGGAGCCAUGGGGAUUCUGCUGGUGUAUGAUGUUACUGAUGAAGCAUCUUUCAAUAAUAUAAGGAACUGGAUUCGCAAUAUUGAACAACAUGCUUCUGAUAAUGUCAAUAAGAUACUGGUUGGGAACAAGGCUGACAUGGAUGAAAGCAAAAGGGCUGUGCCUACGUCCAAGGGUCAAGCUCUUGCUGACGAGUAUGGCAUCAAGUUCUUUGAAACUAGUGCAAAGACUAAUUUGAAUGUGGAGGAGGUAUUCUUUUCAAUUGCAAAGGAUAUAAAGCAAAGGCUUGCAGAAUCUUAUUCCAAGGCUGAGCCUCAGACAAUUAAAAUAAGCCAAUCUGAUUGGGCGGCAAGUGGUGGUGAAGCUGCUUCAAAGUCAUCUUGCUGUGGUUCAUAAAGGGAACCAAAAUAUAUGCCUUGUGGGGGAAGAUUAAGCCUGUGGUAGCCAUUGCAGGGUGGAACUAAUUGUGAUGACUCUGUGGUUGGUGCAUGUGUUUAUUUAUCCCUCUGCCAUUUUUUUUUUCAGUUACUAGCAUUUGUAUGUUAAAGGUAGUGCUUUUUCCCAAUUAGUCUGUGGAAUUUACAAUAUGACAGUCUUUCUUCCCUUUGUUUUCCUCAUCAUUUCCAUUUCGAAUGUUAAGGUUAUUGACACUUUUGUGUAUUACUUGUUUGUGUAGAUAGAUAAUGAAAACCUGGCUCAUUUCUCUUC
Molecule: messenger RNA, 1165 nt
Organism: Mangifera indica (mango)
Lineage: Eukaryota; Viridiplantae; Streptophyta; Magnoliopsida; Sapindales; Anacardiaceae
Product: ras-related protein RABE1c-like
Exons: 8
Coding region: 227-853 (208 amino acids)
Biological process (GO): protein secretion; regulation of exocytosis
Cellular component (GO): plasma membrane
Molecular function (GO): GTPase activity; GTP binding
Source: RefSeq, a predicted model, not a curated record